CGUCUCUCUCGCCCGCGCCGCACACUCACACUCACAGACUAUCCCACUCACCACCAGGCAACCCUCACGUCAACACCAUCCACUUAUUUUUCCAACGAAAUCGCCAGCGUGGAUUUAUUUACACCAGUGACAUCAUAAGAAAUCGAGUAAGACGGCGUUUGUUGGGUUGAGCCGUCUCCCAACGAGGGCGUGACAGGAGUGAGUGAGUGUGUGUGGUGUAGUGUACCUUAGUGGCUAACUGGUGGUGCCCGCCGAGCAGUGAGGUGUUUGUGGCCGCUUUCCACCCGGCCUGGCCACCACCAUUCCCUUCCCCCAAGUGUUGAUGGUGCCCGCGUGGUGUUAGUGUUGAUCCCGGCUGGCUUUGGUGCUCAUGUGGACGUGAUCUUAGCCGCCUGUCUGUUUGUCUGCCAACCCGUACCGUAGCGACCCCGGUGCCGCUGGGAUGAAGAGGCCUGUGUCUGAAGUAUACUGCACCUCUCCUUACAUCGCUGUUCCACAGCUGCAGGGCUUGCAGGCUGCUGUGCCCCCUCCACAGGCUGCUCCUGUACCCUAUCCACUACACCAGAGCAGCCUAGCGCCUGCAUACUCUCCAGCCUUCACGCACGCUCUCACACCCGUCUCUGUGAGCCCGGCACUCACACCCGUUUCUGUGAGCCCGGUGCUCCCUCACUACAACCCAAUGAUGCACUUCAUAGACCAGCGUGGCUCUGAUGAGCUGCUGUCGCAGACAGGAGCGGUGAGCAAUGGCUCGGUCAUGAGUCCAGCUCCUAACCACGCGGACAACAACAAUGAUGCCAAAAAGGUGAAGCUGGACACUAAGAACCCUGGGGCCCCGUCCCGCGUGAUCCACAUCCGCAACAUCCCCAAUGAGGUGACUGAGGCGGAGAUCGUCCACCUUGGAAUCCCCUUCGGGAAAGUUACCAAUGUGCUCGUCCUCAAGGGUAAAAACCAGGCUUUCCUGGAGAUGUCCGAUGAAGUGUCUGCUACCACAAUGGUUAACUACUUCACCAACUGUACCGCCCAGCUGCGGGGUCGGGCCGUUUACGUCCAGUUCUCCAACCAUAAGGAGCUCAAGACCGACCAAACCCACUCCAACGCGCAGAACCCUAGUGCACAGGCCGCGCUGCAGGCAGCCCAAGCCCUGGUCAACCAGUCUGACACCCAGGGCGGCCCUAACACCGUGCUCCGCGUUAUUGUUGAGCACAUGAUCUACCCGGUCACCCUUGACGUCCUGUAUCAGAUAUUCUCACGUGUUGGGAAAGUGCUGAAAAUUGUGACCUUCACAAAGAACAAUACAUUCCAAGCUCUGAUUCAGUACCCAGAUGUGGUUACUGCUCAGGCUGCCAAAAUGACUUUGGAUGGGCAGAACAUCUAUAAUGCAUGCUGCACACUGCGCAUUGAGUACAGCAAACUGAGCAACCUUAAUGUGAAGUACAACAAUGAUAAGUCCCGGGACUACACCAACCCCAGCCUUCCAACUGGUGACCCAGCCUUGGAUUCUGCCUUGGCCAUUGGUGGUCCCCCUGGUGUGCUAGCCUCCCCGUUUGCUGCAAUGCAUGGACUCUCGUCGCCGCUAACCGCUGCCUAUGGGGCCUCACCUGCGGGAGUUUCUUCUAUUUCAGCUCCUAAUCUGAACUUACCGAACCGUACUGGCGAGAAUGCUACACCAACAGGCAUGCCCUUCACAGGUAUGCCCUUGGCAGGAGUCACCCCGACAGCCGCUGCCCUUGGUGCUGCAGGAAUCCGUCUGCCUGGCCAGCCCUCCCCCAACUGUGUCCUGCUGGUGUCCAACCUGAAUGAGGAGAUGGUCACGCCUGACGCUCUCUUUACCCUCUUCGGGGUGUAUGGAGAUGUUCAGAGGGUCAAGAUUCUCUUCAACAAGAAGGAUAAUGCCUUAGUGCAGAUGUCUGAGCCCCACCAGACACAGCUGGCAAUCUCUCAUCUGGACAAGAUGAAGACAUGGGGUAAGCAGAUCCGUGUGACAUUGAGCAAGCACCAGACGGUGCAGCUUCCCAAGGAAGGCCAACCUGAUGCUGGCCUUACUAAGGAUUACAGCAAUUCUCCUCUGCACCGCUUCAAAAAGCCAGGCUCUAAGAACUACCAGAACAUUUACCCCCCAAGUGCUACUCUUCAUCUGUCCAACAUCCCGCCCACUGUUGAUGAAGAACAGAUCAAGGAAGCCUUCACUCAGGCUGGUGCUGUUGUCAAGGCAUUCAAAUUCUUCCCACAUGCCUCGAACAUCAAGGAAGAUGCGAGAGAUGCGGGAGAGACUGAGGAGCAGACAGGAACGCCUACAGGCCUUGUGAAGACACCAUUUAAGGACAGGAAGAUGGCCUUGAUUCAGCUUGGUUCAGUUGAGGAAGCCAUUGGUGCACUCAUUAAAAUGCACAACUUCCAGCUGAGUGACUCUUCUCACCUGCGUGUGAGCUUCAGCAAGAGUACCAUUUAGACAAGCCAACCAUGGAAGGCAGGUUGAGGGAUACCGUACCUAGGGAUCAAAUUCCUGCGGGAUACCAAGUACCUCAGGGCCAUUUGAGACACAGGUCUGAGAAGAGAAGAAAGAUCCCAGGACAACAUCCCACUUGUCGGCCACCUCAGUGGUAUCGACUUUUUUUACCUUAGGGCAUGGCAUUUUUAUUAAUAUAAUUAUACCUAGCUUAACCAAAUGUGUUACACUAUAAGGAGGCAGGACCUAGAAAUAUUUACGUACAAGUGAGAGAGAUGAUAAAUGAGCUGAAUUCAGGAUGAUACACUUUUGACAAUGGAACUCAAUUUGGAGUUUGGUUUAUUUUGUAUACCCACAAAUGUUUGGGUAAUUGGGUGACCAAUACCUAUGUACAUUCUGCUAGAAGUAAAUUCUGCCAGACAGCCUGAAUGUCUUUUUGUAUGUAAGGUGAAGGUUUACACAGUAUUAGGGGUAGUCUUGCCCCUUUAGUGGGUGAGUAGACCUCUGGUACUAGUAUUAUCACAGUGGAUCCUCGUGCUCUCUGAGAUUGCCAAGGAAUUAGUGUUAAAACCUCAGCUAGCAUGAGCCAGAAUUGAUUCUUUUAAAAAGGUAGCUCUUUUUAUUUUAAGUGUUUUGCAAGUGAUGCAUGUUAGAGCUAGAUUGUGUAAGAUAAAUUGAAAUUAGGGGAGAAGAGAUGAGGCAAAAUUAUUAUUAUUUAUGAAAAGUAGCCAUUCAAAUUCUUGCUAUCCAUAUUUUCAGACAAAAUGGAGGAUUUAUUAUAGAAAUGUUAAUAUGGUAACUUAUCUUACAGUAUCAGUGUUAUGAAAGCAUAUAUUUUUGCAUUUUUGACGUCUCCAAAGUGUAAACUGAUACCAAUACUUUUCUUAAUCACCUUCCGUCUGGGAUUUUUUCUCUUGAUCAUUCCAACUUUGAAAAGUCUUCUUUACAUUUGCUCGAUGAUUCCAGUGUUUGUAGGGUAGGCAGACAGGGGCUGUGGUUGUUGUGCCCAGUUUUAAUGAAAGCAGUGACUGGAACAGCUGUUACCAAUCAUUAUUGUCCUCCUGUACCUUGAGCAGCUUGUGGGAUUGAUUGAGAGUUUGUGCUUGUAACAAGCAAAAAUGGGUCUAUGGAUCCUUGAUGAGAGGGCAAACAGAGGAGACUGCAGCUGUAGCCAUGAGUAUAGGUGGCUUGGUGUAGGUUUCCUGUAAGGUAGCCUAUGGAGUUGAACGUCUGUCCAUAGGUAAUAAAGGUAUGUGAAGUUUGAAGUUGGUUUACCUUGUGCUAACUUGACAACGCUGGUUGACUCUGGGUUUGCCAAGGAUAUCACAGCAGCUCGGGUCAGUGAGCGGACUGUACCUGAGCGGGCUUCUCCCCCACCCCUCUCUGCCACCUGGCCAGCCUGUGGGUGGGCUCUUCCCCCCCAAAGUCAUGGCAUUCAUUAAUUGUUGUUCAGUGUAUGUAGCCAAUAGGAAAUUUGAUUAGCUUUUAUUAUAAUGAUGAUAUACAAAGUAUUAUUUGUUAUUUAUCCAAAAAUUACCUAAAAAAAAUGCAAGAAGCACAAAGGUUGAGCCAUGCACCCAGGAAGUUGGCAGUAUCUCAUAGCUGGUUGCUGGAGGGCAAGGCAGUACACUUUAGCAUUCAUAAUAACAACAGUUUGCAUCUUACAGUCUGCUGCUUGUCAUCUAAAAGCCUUUAGGCUAAGACCCUCGUACACAGUAGAAUGUUGAGGUUUCUGUCCUUACGCUUUACCCUAAAAUCAUGUUGCAGUAUUUCUACAGGCUUUUAAGUAAACAAACAAGUGUCCCUGCCCCCCCUGACAACCAAACACUAGUGUCCCAUCUGUCUGAAACUUGCGGCGAGACAAUCCCAGAAAACUUCUUAGGCAUCUAGUGUGGUACAGAAGGUCUACACAGUAUUCAAGAAGACCUUUAUGCGAGUGGGCUACUCGUAUCUCUGGGCACAUGUUUGCCAAGUAGAGUAGUUGAAAUAUAUUUUGUAAAGCUGAUUAGGAGCUUGGGUGAGGUUGUGCUCUCUUCAAGACCAUUGAGUAGCACUUGAUCAUCUGCUAAAUUGGACCACACUGGGAAGGCUAGUAAACACUAAUUUGCACAUAUCAGUUUCAGAGACUAUUUUUGUACAACUGUGGUGCCUUUCUAUGUGAUAUUCACAGUGUGGCACACGUCGGUCAUUGGUCAGCUCGGACAUACUUCACUGAUGCGAUAUAGUGAGGAGAAUGUUGUACCCUGUACUUUCUGCCUAAACCUGCUGCGUCCUUGUAUUCACCAAUUCGACCUACUCCAACUUCCUUGGGUGCAGUCAAGCAACUAUUUUUACAUCUACAUGUGUAGAACUUGUAUUUCCUGUUUAAAUCAAGUGUAUGUCAUGAUGAUGAAAGUAAAAGAACGUCAUCCUCUUUCUCCAUUUUAGAAGAUUCAAUCUAGCUGAUGGUCUCUUUCUCAAGUUAAUCUUAAGGGUCUCACUAGUUCAUACUAAUUCAAUUUUCCUGUGGCAAUAUCUUGCCCUACCACAACCCUCUUCCAGAGACCAUUUUAAAGGCCACAGCCCAGUUGAUCCAUUUGACUUACGGGGGUUAUCUUGCCUGCACGCACUUCCCAAAAUGACCACUGAUAACAUCUGAGCUGUUUCAUGUAUUUACUGAAACACUUGAGAAAAAGGCCUAGAAGUUUUGUGCCUCAUACUUGUAUUUGGAGGGAACAAAGUACCUUUACAUUUACUCUUCUAAUAUUGUAAUAUUUCUUAGAAGUGUGUAAUUUUCUCUUUUCCCACUGCUUUGAUGUAACCAACUUGUAUACUUAACUACUCUUGCAAUUGUACCUAUAAAUAUCAUUCAGAUGUGCUCCCCAGGUUUUGCCCACCUACUGAAUGCAUACUUGAUUUUUUUUUUUUUUUUUUUUUUUUUUUUUUUUUUUUUAUUUAUUUUUUUGCACAAAACUCGCGAAUUUUAUAAAUUUGAAUUUCAAGAAAUUUCAAUUUGGCUAUGAAUGUAUUUAGAACAGUAGGGCUUGAACCUGGUGCCACUCCCGCAUUACAUCUACUGAAACAACAGAUGCAGUCCCAUGCUUGGGAAACGGAUCAUAAAUUCUGGAGGGAUCACCAUCGCCAGAAAGACAGCUGAGUUGUGCCUUGACCAGCUUUGCAUCUUUUUACCUGUCAGUGCUCGCUCACUCACUAGACCCACCUCUCCUUCAUCUCCUGGCUGUUAGGGCUCUUAUCUGAUAGAAAAUAAUCAACCCCCCAGAGAAAACUCACAGGUGGCUACUUUGUAAAUGACUAAUGAGAAAAGAAUGAUGUGUCCCCGCACAGCUCAGGCACAACAACGGGGGAGGGGUAGGCACAGCUAUGGGUAGGGUGCUAGACCAACUCUCCUUUUGCACCUUCUUUGGUAAGGCCCACAAUAACUUCAUGUAUUAAUCUGUAUUCUUGAAAUCCAAACGGUUUUACAUUAAUUGUUUUUAUUGUGAAUGUGGAAAUGAUGAGUGUUCAUGCAUAAUUCUGCAUCUUAUUCCAGGAUGAUAUGAAUCUGUAUUUUGUGUUGACAAUGCUAGCUCCUUUAUGGACUGUCAUGGUAUUAGGCCAACAGACACCAUAUUUGUCUAUGUGGAUGGAUCUGAACAACAUGAGCCAGGUACUGUGUUUAAGCAUUAUCAUUUUGUAAUAAAUAUGUAUUUCGAUAGAAGUGUAUAUCACUUAAGACCUAGUAGGGAGGGCAAAUAGCAAACCACUGCGAAAGAAUCUCCCUCCGAGCGAGGCCGAGGUCAGUGCGAUGGUGUUCUUUAGGAGUCGCAGGCAAGCUCUUUGGUGGCUGCACCUCCAGAAGUGUGCAUCAGAUUAUGGUUGCCCCCAUUGUGUCUAGGCUAGAGGCUAUUUUGUAAGGUCAGGAUAAUGAACACUAAUGCCUACUACUCUGCUGCUACUGCUGCUGUUUUCUCUCUUCUCUUGCCCUCGCGUUGCUUUUGAAAACGUAUCUCUCUCUAUCCACACAUUCAACACUUGGCUGUUGAUUUAUUUGGAAAAGGUCUUAAAUAUUUCAGAAAAUAACUUCUCUACUCUACUGCUCUGUUAAUGAUGUGUUUAGAGCUAAUGGUACCUCAUCUUUUCAGCCCCUGUAUAUCCUGCUCUGUCUCCUCUCUCUCUCUUCUCUCAACAUUAAUGCUAGGUCGGUUUGGGUCAUGCUAGGCCACUAACCUUGUUCUGUAUUCACUUUAUUCUUUGUGUGAGCAUUAUUUUUUCAUAGUUCUCAAGCUGUCAUGAUAAACUAUACUGGAAUUGUUCCUUGGUUUAAGAAUGAGUUUUGUUUUGUCUUGAUUGACCAUGACACCUUGAGAGAUAAUUUUUUUGAGGCUAAGAUUGACCAUUUUGCCUUUUUGAGUUUUCUCGUGGACCAUUUUUUUCCUCUUGGUUUUUCAAGUUUAUUUUGUAUGUAUAUACAUUUUUGUUGGUAACUCCUGUGGCCUGAUAUUGACUAAGCUUUUGUCAAAUUGCCAAGGGUUACCAAGUUAGUUCCCUAGUGUCACCUGGCCAUGUCUCUAGAACACUAGCCACUAUUCCUGCCUCCUAUACCAGCUGUAUCUUACUAUCACUUGAUCCUGCAUACAUUUCUCUUAUAUGUGUUUGUAAAUGUACCACUCUCAUGUACUACUACUUGGUGUGUUAGUCAUAUCACUGUUCCAUUCUAUUACUACUACUACUACUACUACUACUCAGCUGUAUUUGUAUUUCAUUGUAGAGGUGCUUGGUUGACAACAUAAAGCCUACAUAUCUACUCUAA
Messenger RNA from Portunus trituberculatus (swimming crab), 7235 nucleotides. It is a transcript of the gene heph, whose product is annotated as polypyrimidine tract-binding protein 1-like. The coding region runs from base 443 to 2449 and encodes 668 amino acids. The record is from RefSeq and is a predicted model, not a curated record. Gene Ontology annotation, biological process: mRNA processing; regulation of RNA splicing. Gene Ontology annotation, molecular function: mRNA binding. Gene Ontology annotation, cellular component: nucleus. The transcript has 19 exons. Lineage: Eukaryota; Metazoa; Arthropoda; Malacostraca; Decapoda; Portunidae.